Astrephomene gubernaculifera is the source of this 5404-nucleotide messenger RNA. NCBI's taxonomy places the organism in Eukaryota, Viridiplantae, Chlorophyta, Chlorophyceae, Chlamydomonadales, Astrephomenaceae. The record is from the annotation of a GenBank genome assembly.
AUACAUAUAGACAAUUUAAGGGAAAUAGCUUAAGCAUUGACAAAUGACUAUCGACUCUGCUAGGACCAUUACCUGAGCGAACGUCAGCUAGCGCCCGGAGCGUAAAUUGCCACCGUGGCGCACCUUCAAGAACUAUCCGGCCUGGUCGCUUUGAAUUGUCCUGAAGGUUGCACUUCCUUUACGCUGGAUAAAGGUAGACCGAAAGCCUGUAGCCGGGCUUCUGGCGCCACAUGGGCGGCCGGAAGAAAAGCGACGAUGGCGACGAUGGACUGCCUAAGAUCAAGAAGCCAAACAACUUCUGGGCCCCCUUCAACACUUGGUGGCGUGAGCACCAUGAGCGCACUGGAAACAGGGCAACUGUCCUCGAAAUGCGCCAGUGGUAUGCCCAAAACGCGCAUACCGUCUGGCCACCGGAUAUGAUGCCUUCUGUGGAAGAUAUGCUCAAGAUUGCAAAGGGCCUGCGCACCAUUAAACAGGUCCAAGCCUACUUCAGGUCAUACAGGCGGAACCUCAAGACACGCAAGGAAGGGGACCCUCUCAGCCCGGACGGCGGCAUCCGCAAAGCAGCUCCUCGUCGCCACCCUGGGACCUCCCGGGGCGUGGGAGGCAUGCCGCCCGGCAGCUUCCUCGCUGCCGUGCACCAGGCGGCCCAGCUGCAGCAGCACCUGCAGUAUCAGCCAGGAAGCGCAGGCCGACCGGGCUGCUCGGGAGCCACAACUCUUGGAACUCAGGACGCCCAGGAUUCCCAAAUGAGCUUGGACCAACAAUCACAGCUGCAGUUCAUGGAAUGGGGCUUCGCCAGCGAAGCUGCCGCCGCAGCGGCAAUGGAAGCGGUGGAGGCGGGAAGCGAUGAUGAUGAAGCGCUUGCUGACAGCGACGGGGAGGGCGGGGUGCACACCAGCGUGCCGGGCGCCGAAAUGGAUACGCUUGGUGGCACAGGAGCCGCAGCCACUAGUGCUAUGGGUGGCAGCCAUGGAAUUUCAGGCGGCAGCGGCCGGUUGGGUUCGUUGAGCCUUGCAGGUGUUACGCACGCUGGUAACGGUGGCGAUGAUGCAGCUGGAGGGCAGCUGCCGGCAGCGCAGCAGCCUUACUUCGACCAAUGGGUGGCACCGCAUGCACAACCGCACAUGACGUUCUUGCCGCAAGCCAUUGCUCAUCGGAUCGUCAAGUCGGUUCGGACGUCGGUUGGCGGCAGCCUAUCCACUGCGCCAGUACGACAGUCUGAGAGCAGCGGCGGCGCAGCAGCGGCGGCGGCCGCCGCUGCGGUUUUCAACUCGGUCGGCGGUGGUGCUGCUGGCCCUGGAAUGCAGGCUGUGACGUGCCGUCGUACACGCGUCGCACGCACGUCUGCCGGUGGUGUGUGGCAGCAGGAGGUGGUCGAGCAGCUAGAAGUGGGUGUGACGCCUACAUCGCCCUUGCCGUACGGGCUGGCCCCGCUUGCUCCUUAUCCAGGCAUGCCACUACCAGGGCAUGAGGAUGCAGGCUUCCCAGGUGCGCCUCACAUGCCUUCAACGGAUGCGAUCGCCUGGUCUGGGCGCAGCUGCAUGAGCGCUGGCUGCGCGGAUGGCGCUAACUGUGCAGGUGGCUCUGUCGCUAGUGGUAGUGCUGCACCCAUGGCUGACAGUGUGGCCGGCGCAAUGCAACAUGUCCCAGCGCAACGCAAGCAGCUGCGUUGCAUUGAUCGUGGCUUGGUAAGCGUGGACGGCGGCGAGUUGCCAGAGCAAGCGCUGCCCACAGGCGUACAUGGCACCGGAAGCGGCGGCGGCAGUGGGCCUCAGCUAAUGUUAUCGCAGCAGCAGCCGGACAGUCCUCCAGCAGCGGCAGCAGGAGCUUCCGAGCCCGGUCCAUUGAUGGCCAACGGAGCCAGACGACUGGUGCAAUCUUACGGCGGCCAUUACCCUGGCUACCCAGCAAGUGGACUGCGGCCUAAGGUGCCGUACAGUGCAUCAGGGAUGGCGUACAGCGACGGUGGCGGCUCGGCAUACGGCGCGCCUUUGCCGCCGCACCCUCAUGCGCACAUGGCGGCGGGCUACCGUGGUCCCGCUGGAGCAUACGGCGGCAUGCCCGUCGCAUGGCCGCACCACCACCCGCAUGCCGCGCCACCCCCGCAUCACCAUCCUGCCUACAUGCCGUACCACAUGUAUGGCGGCUACCGCCACCCGCACAUGGCCUACUCGCACGUGCCGCCGUACGGAUACGCGCCGCACCCAGCACCGGCCGGCUACUCCUCCAUGCCGCCAUCCUACCAUGUGCCCAUGCCGUACCAUCCGUACGGCAUGCCCAUGCAUGCAUACGGGCAAUAUUACCCCGCCGAGGUGGCCGCUGCGGGUGCUGACCCUGCUGGACCUGUUAUGGCGGCGACGGCUCCUGCUGCGGCCAACCAAUUGCCCGAAAGGCCCGUGGCCUCCAUGCCUCGUCCGCAAGAGCAACAACCCAUGCGGCCGCAGCAGCAACAGCAUCCUCAGCAGACCCAGCAACCGCGACCAGCUCAGGUGCCGCAGUCGCAGGCCCAGAAUACUCAACCGGCAGCUGCCGCCGCAGCCGGCGGUGGAAUCGGCAGCGGCUCGGGUCCCGUUGCAAGCAUGGGCGCUCCCUCAAACUUCGUCCGCCCCGCACCACAGCCGCUGCAGCUGUCGGAGUUGCCUCCCGAAGGAUGCGGCAUGCUGCUGGGAGGCACCCUGGACUCGCUGAGCCCGUCCACCCUGAACGGCCUAUCAGGACUGUCUGGAUUGGUGCUGGCGGAGAGCGAUGCCGAGGGAGAGGAAGCGGCCAGCGCUGCGGGUGAGGUGCCAAAACCAGCGCAGCACCAACAGCUCCAGGAUGAGGGGCAUGCGGUCGGCGCUGUUGCCGACGCCAGUCGUGCAGGCCACUCGCCUGCUGGGGAGGCACGCUUGGAAGCUCAGACAUGCGGUCCGGAGGAGCAGGUGACGGGGCUGUGCCGCAGUGCACAUGGUGCGGAGAGCUUGCAAGACGUCCAUAUGGAUGAGCCCCGAGGAGCUGUGGUAGCAGGGAUUACGGCGGCAGCAGUUACUCAGCGGCAAGAGCAAGCGGAGGCCCCGUCGUCGCACGUACCAAUUUCCGCAUGCGUACCCCAAGUAGCAAUGGAGGUGAAGGAGGAUGCAAACAUGGAAGAUAAGCCUCGUGUGGGGCCGGUGCUACAUCCGCAGCCGAGCAACACUGAAGGUCCUGCUGCCAUGGAGGCGGCCUUCGGUGGCCCUUUCAUGCCCCCCUCGCCUGCUGAGGAUGCCACCGUCAUUAUCACCACCACCUCCCGGCAUGCCGGCGCCUUCAGGGGCACCGGAGCGGCGGCCACAGCAGAUGCGCCCGGCCAGCUCCUCGCUUCCUUCUCAGCCACUGGCUCCUUUGACGUCUCUGAUCUUGCGUCCCUACCAACACCCCGCAGCAGCUGUGGCGGGGUUGCCUGCCCCGGUGGUGGCGGUGGCGGCGACAGCUGCACCAUUUCCUUUCCAGGCAGCACCACAGUCAGCGAAGGCGGAGGCGCGGAAGGCACUGCCAACGUGUACUUCAAGACGCCCAAAGUCGCUGCCGUGGUCAAACUCGAGUGCGACCAGGCAACCUACGGCAACCCAGCCACCUCUUCCGAUGCAACCCUUCCGCACCCCUACCAGUCUGCUCAGCACCAGGCACUUUACGCCCAGCAGCAAGGCCUUCAGCAGUCGCAGCAGCCACGGCUCCGUCACGACCUAGGAGCCUCAGAUGGGGCGGCUGCGGCAGCUGCAGCGGCAGCAGAGGUGCAGGCAGAAGGGCCUCACAAGCCCCGGUACCGCAAGAGUGGUGGCGGCGGCGGUGCCCCGGUUCCCGUGACAGUUCACGUGCUGCAGGAGGAGGUACUGCUGAUGCCGCAUCUGGCGUCCCUUGGCUCGCUCGGGGACAUUGCGGCGCUGCACAGCCCCUCGGGUAGCUUGAGCCUGGGUCUGCUGGAGCAGCAGGUGGAGGAUGGCGGGGUGGACUUGGGUAUGUGGGGCUCCUGUGCGCAAUGAGGGAAGGGUGGAGGAAAGGUGGGGGCAAGGCGGUAGACGGCAGCGCGAUUGGCGUGAGGACUGAGUGAAGGCUGGCUUUGAGGGUGUGUCAUAGGUGGUGACACUAUGUAGUCUGACGCGCUGGCAAGCGCAAUCGAAUCUUCCUUGUAUGCGCCCAUUUGUUUGCUUGAGUUCAAGUGUUACAUGCCGGGAUCGCCUUUUCGUCUUGAAUCUAUGUCGCCAUUGUGCUCGUGAAUAAGGGGCAAUUAAGGCGGUUCUAUGUACGUGUUGCGCCUUUCUCUAGAGAUUUGUCGUACUGGGCGCUUGCGACAGGCGCAAACUUGGCGUUGCGUUUGCACUACCGUUCUCUGUUUUUCACAUUCUUGCUUAGUCGCCAUUCUCCUACCCUACUUAUCUUUACCUACCGAGGUUUCACGUUUACCGAACGCGUCAAUCUCAGUAUUCAUGCCCCAUGCUGCUGAUUUCGCCAUGGGCUGAUUGAUCUGGUGACCUACCUACCACGUCAACUGAUGAUAGUUGCAUGUAGCCGUUAGCCUAAGUAUGUAUCACUUGCCAAGCACCGCAGAUGAGACUGGGCCCUGAUUGAUCGUAUUAGGUCUGCCGGUGCGGGUGAUAUCAAUUGGUCAUGGAGGGUGGCUUGUGGGUUGUGCGGUGAUUAACGGACAUGCGCAAAACCACGUUCCAUGUGUUGGCCCUGUAUGAUGUGGUUGAAGUUUGGUUCAGGCGUGUGGAUGUGGCCAUUGAGCCGUGAGACAAACAACAGCAUACAUCGGCAUGGGCGGGUCUGGUAGGGUUUGGACGAAUCCGUGGUCACGCCAUGGCAGGAGGGUAAAGGGCAAUCGGGGGUUUUCAAACAAGGAGGAUGCCAAUGGGUUGCUCGUCCCUGCGUAUUCUCAGCUGGAGGGUGCAUGUGGUUUGGACUGAACUUGGAAGACCGACCGGAGACAGCACGUUCUAUGUCUAGUGGGGAGGGGAAGAUGGCCGUUAAAGGAGCUUUGAUGCGUGUUAACUCAUUUCGGUGCUUUGCAGCGUCAUCCGCCACAUUGUCUGUGAUUGUCCAUAGUUGCUGGCGGUGUUGCAUACUCUCGUGAUCCCAUCCACGACACAUUACGAACAAUGACGUACCAACUGUACCACACUUUGCGUGUCAGGAUCUUGUGACUGGCGGUUUGGCUGUCCGUUGACGAGGCUAGGCUUCGUGUGUAAAGCGACGAUAUCGUGUUAGUUGGGUGAGCUUAGUGUUUCAUUACUGCCAUUGCUAGGCAUGAUCGAGGAUAGGGUUCAUGACGACAUGACUAAUAUUUGUCGUUCGACUGGCUUCACGCCUAAAGGCUAAGCAGCUUAAUUUUGCGGCAAAUACUUACUAAAUUGUACAUACUGUUCUUGUAAGUUACAACCUUCUA